AAACCAUUUUUCUCUUUGCAUUCAUAUCGCCCCGUAUCAAAACCUUGCUCGAAUUAAAGUUAUGCAGUCCCUGAAUCGACACUUUUCAUCAAUUCUUACGUAUUAUUCAUUAUUACAUAUUACUUCAGGUGUGUUGGUAAAAAAACGUCCUAAAAUUGGACUAGGUAAAUAGGAUCAUGAGUGCCAUGCAAAUAAUAAGACGACCUCGGUGGUUUCUUUGAUUCAAUAAUUGUGGAUAUAAUAGAUACAUAAGUGAACUGUGAAUUGAAACAAUUAAAUUAUGUGCAGUUUAUUAACCACUCAUAAAUACAUGCAUACGCCUCAGUCAACAAACUCAAGUGACAUCGACCGAAUAAUGCAAUUAAUUAAUCAGGUGCACGUAACGCAACCUUGUCCAUGAAAUUGUGCUUAAAAGGAACUCGCAGACUAGAUACGUAAGAAUUGAAAGCCGAAUAAUUACGCAUGAACAAGUCAUCGUCUGUCAAACUAAUUUGUCAGUCUUGGUUCGCAAUUCAUUUCCAAACAUAUACAACUAUGAAAUCAUAUCACAAAUUCAAAAUGAUGACCAUAAGUCAGACAUCAAUUUUACUAGUUUUACUCCCUUUUCUCAAAUUCCAAACAACAACCGAGGCAUUUUUUAUAACACCCUACUCCACGAAUCCGGCCGAUAUUGAGUUUCUGCUGUACACUAAAAACACUGAUGGAACCCAAAAAAUAGAAGAACUCAUCUUAGGGAAUAUUCUCUCCCUUACAGAAUCCUCGUACCGUUCUGAUCUCCCCGUGGUGGUCAUGAUUCACGGAUUUUAUGGCCACAGGAAUAAACAUUUUCCUAAAUUAGUAAAGGAUGCAUAUUUGGACACGACACCAUGCGCAAAAAAUUAUAUCGUCGUCGACUGGAGUCGGCUAAGUCGUCCUGGACAUACCGAUCUUAUCGAGCCGCUCGUCUACCCCGUUGUGUAUCCGGCCAUCGUUGUCCGAAAUGUGCCCACUGUGUCCAAAGGAAUUUCUGAAUUUCUACAAUUCUUAGUCGAUUCUGGGCAAACGGAAUGGAGUCAAGUGCACAUCGUUGGGCACAGUUUAGGGGCGCAUAUUUCUGGUUAUGUGGGGGAUAUUGUGCAAGAUAACAACGAUGGGGAGAAGGUUGGACGGAUAACUGGACUGGAUCCGGCAGGACCAUUUUUUGAUCCAACAAACAGAUAUCCCGUAAUGCAGAGAAAUUUAAGAAAGACAGACGCCGCUUGGGUGGAUGUGUACCAUACUUCGAUGGGAAUGAAGGGGGAUUCCAUGGUGGAUGGGCAUGUAGAUUUUUAUCCGAAUGGUGGGCGUGCCCAACCAGGUUGUCCUCAGGAUGAACCUUUAGCACCUGUGAAUCCAUUCGACCCAUUCAGCAAGGGGUCCUGUUCACACGAAUUUGUGGUCGACAUUUAUGCCGCUACGAUACGAAAGAAUAUCGAAUCGUGCAAGUGCGAUCCAAAUAAACUGAGCGGAAAUGAGCUGGAGAAAUGUGCUCAGCAAUGUCCGGAACCUAUCCUGGCUGGGGACAAAUGUCAUAAAACAGCACAGGGACUUUAUUACUUUGUCACGGAGAAGAAUCCAUAGUCCGAGGCAUAAGUAACUUAUGCCUCGUGGAUCUUACCAAAAGGACUAAUUUAUCCCAUGAUCAAACUUAGCAUGCAAUACGCUUUGGUUUAAAAUAUUGUUGUUAAUUCAUUAUUUGUACAUAACCGACUUGUGACAUAUUAGAUAAAUAAAAGUAACGAAUGAUUUAUGUUA
This is a messenger RNA of Folsomia candida, 1773 nucleotides long. RefSeq names its product endothelial lipase. The transcript is spliced from 5 exons. Bases 463 to 1599 code for a protein of 378 amino acids. The record is from RefSeq and is a predicted model, not a curated record. Gene Ontology annotation, molecular function: lipase activity. Lineage: Eukaryota; Metazoa; Arthropoda; Collembola; Entomobryomorpha; Isotomidae.